Messenger RNA from Homarus americanus (American lobster), 1230 nucleotides. RefSeq names its product vegetative cell wall protein gp1-like. The coding region runs from base 1 to 1230 and encodes 409 amino acids. The record is from RefSeq and is a predicted model, not a curated record. The transcript has a single exon. Lineage: Eukaryota; Metazoa; Arthropoda; Malacostraca; Decapoda; Nephropidae.
AUGCCGCAUCAUCCCCCCAAUGCCUGCCAUCAUCCCCCAAUGCCUGCCAUCGUCCCCCAGAUCCCCCAUGCCGCAUCACCCCCAAUGCCUGCCAUCAUCCCCCAAUGCCUGCCAUCAUCCCCCAAUGCCUGCCAUCGUCCCCAAUGCCUGCCAUCAUCCCCCAAAUGCCUACAUCAUCCCCCAAUGCCUGCCAUCGUCCCCCAAUGCUCCAUCAUCCCCCAGCCUGCCAUCAUCCCCAAUGCCUGCCAUCAUCCCCCAAUGCCAUCAUCCCCCCAAUGCCUGCCAUCAACCGCCCCACGCCUGCCAUCAUCCCCCCAAUGCCUGCCAUCGUCCCCCAAUGCCUGCCAUCAUCGUCCCCCAAUGCCUGCCAUCAUCCCCAAUGAUCAUCCCAAUGCCUGCCAUCAUCCCCACGCCUGCCAUCGUCCCCCAAUGCCUGCCAUAUCGUCCCCAAUGCCUGCCAUCGUCCCCAAUGCCUGCCAUCCUCCAAGCCUGCAUCAUCCCCCAAUGCCUGCCAUCGUCCCCAAUGCUUUGCCUUCGUCCCCAAUGCCCAUCAUCCCCCCAUGCCACAUCGUCCCCAAUGCUUGCCAUCAUCCCCCAAUGCCGCCAUCAUCCCCCCAAUGUUUGCCAUCGUCCCCAAUGCCUGCCAUUAUCCCCAAUGCUUCAUCAUCCCCAAUGCCGCCUCAUCCUCCCAAUGCCUGCCAUCAUCCCCCAAUGCUUGCCAUCCCCCAAUGCCUGCCAUCGUCCCCAAUGCCUGCCAUCGUCCCCAAUGCCUGCCAUCAUCCCCCAAUGCCUGCCAUCGUCCCCAAUGCCUGCCAUCAUCCCCAAUGCCUGCCAUCAUCCCCCAAUGCCUGCCAUCAUCCCCAAUGCCCAUCAUCCCCACGCCAUCGUCCCCCAAUGCCUGCCAUCAUCCCCCAAUGCCUGCCAUCGUCCCCAAUGCCUGCCACUAUCCCAAUGCCUGCCAUCAUCCCCAAUGCCUGCCAUCAUCCCCCAAUGCCUGCCAUCGUCCCCAAUGCCUGCCAUCGUCCCCCAAUGCCCAUCAUCCCCCAAUGCCUGCCAUCGUCCCCAAUGCCUGCCAUCAUCCCCCAAUGCCUGCCAUCAUCCCCAAUGCCGCCAUCAUCCCCCAAUGCCUGCCAUCGUCCCCAAUGCCUGCCAUCGUCCCCAAUGCCUGCCAUCACCACAUGGUUAAGACACCACACACAGGAACAACCUCCUUCCUCGUACCUUGCAUGA